GUGUGGCUCAGGAAGCGUGCAGAGCGCCGAUCGGCAGUGCGCUGUGUCCCUCGGACACAGCGGAUCACCGAUCACGGAAAGAGCCGAAGAUGUCGGCUCGGUCAUGUGAUCAGCUGUGUCCAAUCACAUCUGAUCACACGGGACAUGUACACUGAUCAUCAGAGCACUGAUAAUCAGUGUGCCCUGAUGAUCAGUGUAACCCCAGCAGUGCCACCUGUCAGUGUCCAUCAGUGCCUUGUGUCAAUACUCAUCCAUGCCACCUUCCAGUGCUCAUCAAUGCCACAUAUCAGUGCUUACCAGUGCACAUCAAUGCCACAUAUCAGUGCCCAUCUGAGCUGCCUUUCAGUGUCACCCAUCAGU
Molecule: messenger RNA, 360 nt
Organism: Staurois parvus
Lineage: Eukaryota; Metazoa; Chordata; Amphibia; Anura; Ranidae
Source: the annotation of a GenBank genome assembly